Homarus americanus (American lobster) is the source of this 1909-nucleotide messenger RNA. RefSeq lists its product as uncharacterized. The transcript is spliced from 6 exons. NCBI's taxonomy places the organism in Eukaryota, Metazoa, Arthropoda, Malacostraca, Decapoda, Nephropidae. The record is from RefSeq and is a predicted model, not a curated record. Bases 110 to 1204 code for a protein of 364 amino acids.
GUGGUGAGGGAGCGACCAGCCCGGGACCAACUGGGAGAGACGACAGACCUGCCCGAGGGACUCCUAAACAUCCUCGGUAACUUCGAGAACAGCAACAGCAGUAUGAAUCAUGGGGGAGGAGGAGGAUGAGCGUCGAGGGUCAGUGACGGGGCUAUUACAGAGCUGUGUGGACCUCUACACCCCGCCUAGCCCUCGCCACCACCCACCUCCUGAACCUGAUUGCUGGGAGGAGGGACGACGAACACUCAGACAGGACAAGACUAAACCCCUUCCCAACCCUCGACCUAUUAUAAAGAAAGAUGAUCCUCCUCUUCUUCCUACACCUCCUCAGAAAAAAAAUGAACGUAGUGAUGCGACAGCCGAGAUGACAGUGGGCAAGAAGAAGACUUCACCGGGACAUCUGACGCGGAAGACGAGCACCAGCGCCUUAAAGAAGACUGACGGAGGAGGGAAAGUUGGCAAGCAUAAAGGCAAGGUUACUGUGGGACCAGACAAACAGGUAGAGAGCGGCAAGAGUGUCACGGAAGUGGCCGCUGCCGACGACCCCGCACCCAAACCACGACCAAUUGUGAUGGGCGGGUGUUCAGGGGCGUACCAGCGGGCGGUGAGGGAGGUGCGUGGCGCGACACCCGACGACAGUGUGGUACUGCUGGGCCUGCCUGGGGACGACAACGUCAUCCUUCACCCUACCCAACCCGACCAGCUUCCCAUCAACAUCAGAUCAUUCACGGUAGCCAUGGCAGCGUCCAAGAUGAAGGCGCUGGGGCUGCGUAAAGGCGCCACCACCAAGCAGGUUGUGUCAGCUGGGCGACGCGAUGACCACUCAGAACGUGCCUCCAGCAGGAAGCCUGAAAGGCCUCGGGUGGGUAAGAAAAUGUUCGAGGACGCUUAUGUGGUAACAUGGAGUCAACCCAUCCUGGCGGCAGACAACAGAGCCUUCAGCAUCACCUUCGACAAGCCCAAGAAGGUUCGUGUGGUUCGUGUGAAUAAGAUGCGGAGGAAGAGCCUGAUAGCAGAUGUGUUGCCACCGCAGGAAGACGAGGAGCCGGCAAGGGAGGAGGCGGAGUGGCUGGAGUGGAGGAGGGUGCACGACCGUGUGGAGCAGUGGCUGAGGGACAACACUAAGGUCGACCCUGACGAGUCACAUGUCGUAGCUAUGCUCCUCGACCCUGAUACCAAAAAGGCUGCGCUCUUCAGAUCCUAGCUCACGUCUGGCCUCUACAGUAACAGAUUCCUUGCUGAUGUAAGAGCUGAUCUCUAGCCGCUGUAAGAGCCGAUCUCUAGCCGCUGUAAGAGCCGAUCUCUAGCCGCUGUAAGAGCCGAUCUCUAGCCGCUGUAAGAGAUGGUCUAGCAGCUGUAUGAGCUGGUCUCUAGCCGCUGUAAGAGCCGAUCUCUAGCCGCUGUAAGAGAUGGUCUAGCAGCUGUAUGAGCUGGUCUCUAGCCGCUGUAAGAGCCGAUCUCUAGCCGCUAUAAGAGCCGAUCUCUAGCCGCUAUAAGAGCCGAUCUCUAGCCGCUAUAGCGCUAUAAGAGCCGAUCUCUAGCCGCUACUAAGCCAGAGAGAGACUGACCAAUAGCUAACGAGGCACAGUUCGUUGACUCUUACACAUUUGUUUCUACUUUGACAGUAUCGCGACAGGCGCAGGUUGAUAUACUGUGCACCUGGUAAGAGAGUGGACACAGUCAUCAAGAAUAAAGCAAUACCCGAUUACUAUACCUAGAAGUUGAGGACUAGAACUUCAACCUAUUGUAAAGUCCAGAGAAGAAAAGACGUAAACAGCUGUCACUUGUUACCCUGCCCGAGGGACGCACGACAACCACAGCUGGGAGUAUCAACAGUGCCCUAACUUAUGACGAUAAAACAGCGACUUGAUGAGGAGUGUUUGUAAAUUAUUAAAUGACAAUAAUUUAA